Messenger RNA from Elgaria multicarinata webbii, 1509 nucleotides. RefSeq names its product antileukoproteinase-like. Lineage: Eukaryota; Metazoa; Chordata; Lepidosauria; Squamata; Anguidae. Gene Ontology annotation, cellular component: extracellular region. Gene Ontology annotation, molecular function: serine-type endopeptidase inhibitor activity. The transcript is spliced from 4 exons. The record is from RefSeq and is a predicted model, not a curated record. Bases 34 to 402 code for a protein of 122 amino acids.
UCAUACAGGUGAAUCUGAGCUCCUGAAAGCACCAUGAAGACACUUGGCAUCUUGCUGUUUUUGGUUCUUCUUACACUGUGUACCGAGCUGCCAUCUGCAUCUGGUCAGAAUCCAGGUCCUCGUAACUGCCCACCAGACCCUUAUGUAUGCGUUCGGGCAGAGCCUAAUGAAUGUGAGGAUAACAGGAUUUGCCCUAAAACCAAGAUUUGCUGCCAAAAUCGAUGUGCAAAACGCUGUGUCGUCCCAGUGCGAGGGAAACCUGGACUCUGCCCGUAUGUUCCCAAAACGUGCCGUGCACGGUAUCCCCCUAAUAAAUGCAAUAAUGACUACAAUUGUGAAGAAGAAAAGAAGUGUUGUGAAGGCAGAUGCGGGAAAGAAUGUGUCCCACCAGUGUUUGUAUAAAUUCUUGCUUCAUGGAUGGACCCAGCAACAACAACGAUGCCCUACACUAAGAUGAUUUACCCAUGGACAUCCAUCCGCUCACUGCAUUUGAAAGAGGAAAAUCCAUCAGAAUGAUUCUUUGAUCUGGAUCUUUGGAAGUAAAAUAUCCAAUCUGAUCACCAAGAAGAAGUGCUCAUUUUUUUCAGAGGUGGUCUCUAAGCCUUGAUUUGGGUAGGGGAAGUGAUAAACCCUCCAUUUAAGUCUUCAGUGUCGUAGUAGAUAAACAUUGCCUGUCAAGCUCACUUUUAGGAUAACAUUCUGCUGAUGUACCAUAUAUAAAAAAAGGAAAUAAAUAAUCUAAUGUCCUAGCUAGAACCAAAACAGAGCUAUGCCUAGUGUGGCCAGAUACAAAGGGGGGCAGGCCUCCUGCAGCUUUAACUGUUGUGAUGAAGAGGAAAUUUCAUCAGGUGCUGCAUGCCUAUAAAUGACACCUGCUGAAAUUUCCUUUUCUAUACAAUUGUUAAAGCUACAAGAGCCUUGUCCUCCUUUUCAUAUGGUCACCCUAAAUAGUGAUAGCAGGUUCUUUGAUUAUAAUGACAAGUAUAGGUUUGGCUUUUCCCAUCCCAAUCUCACCUGUACAUGCGGUGGCCCAAAUUUGGGGCCCUAAAGCCAUUUGGUAGAUUUAGGGCAUAGGGCCACCUAGUGUAUGACAAAACUCUUUUGGACAAAAGGCAUACCAAACAUUUAAAAACCAGUUUUGACUUGUGGGGGUAGGGGGGAAAUCAGCUAUUUUAUUAAAAAGUAUACACCUCUGUAAGCAGACUUUCCUAUCCAAAAUUCAUUAUGGAAAUUCAAAACUGCAAUAAUCCAAGAGCUUUGCCUCUCCAAGACAAAAUAUUAAUCAUAGGCAAAGAUGCAAUCCUAUAUCCAUUUAUUUGUGAGUACGUCCCAUUGAAUUAUUUUCAUUCUUGUGCCUGUUUCUUCAAGGUGAAAUAUCUUUUUGUGAAAGGGAUUGGCGUUUUUGCAUGGGAAGGUUUUGGGUUGUAUUACAGUUUUAACUGUAUUAUUGGAUAUAGUUGGAGCGCCAUGAAUAUUUACCAAUAAAUGAUUUUAUCCAGCAGUUGUGAA